Lepus europaeus (European hare) is the source of this 2577-nucleotide messenger RNA. RefSeq names its product potassium voltage-gated channel subfamily B member 1 (gene KCNB1). Lineage: Eukaryota; Metazoa; Chordata; Mammalia; Lagomorpha; Leporidae. Gene Ontology annotation, biological process: protein homooligomerization; potassium ion transmembrane transport. Gene Ontology annotation, cellular component: membrane; voltage-gated potassium channel complex. Gene Ontology annotation, molecular function: delayed rectifier potassium channel activity; protein binding. The record is from RefSeq and is a predicted model, not a curated record. Bases 1 to 2577 code for a protein of 858 amino acids. The transcript has 2 exons.
AUGCCGGCGGGCAUGACGAAGCAUGGCUCGCGCUCCGCCAGCUCGCUGCCGCCCGAGCCCAUGGAGAUCGUGCGCAGCAAGGCGUGCUCGCGGCGCGUCCGCCUCAACGUCGGGGGCCUGGCGCACGAGGUGCUGUGGCGCACCCUGGACCGCCUGCCCCGCACGCGGCUGGGCAAGCUCCGCGACUGCAACACACACGACUCGCUGCUCGAGGUGUGUGACGACUACAGCCUGGACGACAACGAGUACUUCUUCGACCGGCACCCGGGCGCCUUCACCUCCAUCCUCAACUUCUACCGCACUGGGCGGCUGCACAUGAUGGAGGAGAUGUGCGCGCUCAGCUUCAGCCAGGAGCUUGACUACUGGGGCAUCGACGAGAUCUACCUGGAGUCCUGCUGCCAGGCCCGGUACCACCAGAAGAAGGAGCAGAUGAACGAGGAACUCAAGCGCGAGGCCGAGACGCUCCGCGAGCGCGAGGGCGAGGAGUUCGACAACACGUGCUGCGCCGAGAAGCGCAAGAAGCUGUGGGACCUGCUGGAGAAGCCCAACUCCUCCGUGGCCGCCAAGAUUCUGGCCAUCAUCUCCAUCAUGUUCAUCGUCCUCUCCACCAUCGCCCUGUCCCUCAACACGCUGCCCGAGCUGCAGAGCCUCGACGAGUUCGGCCAGACCACGGACAACCCCCAGCUGGCCCACGUGGAGGCCGUGUGCAUCGCGUGGUUCACCAUGGAGUACCUGCUGCGCUUCCUCUCCUCGCCCAAGAAGUGGAAGUUCUUCAAGGGCCCGCUCAACGCCAUCGACCUACUGGCCAUCCUGCCCUACUACGUCACCAUCUUCCUCACCGAGUCCAACAAGAGCGUGCUGCAGUUCCAGAACGUCCGGCGCGUGGUCCAGAUCUUCCGCAUCAUGCGCAUCCUGCGCAUCCUGAAGCUGGCGCGGCACUCCACCGGCCUCCAGUCCCUGGGCUUCACCCUGCGCAGGAGCUACAACGAGCUGGGCUUGCUCAUCCUCUUCCUCGCCAUGGGCAUCAUGAUCUUCUCCAGCCUCGUCUUCUUUGCCGAGAAGGAUGAGGACGACACCAAGUUCAAAAGCAUCCCGGCCUCUUUCUGGUGGGCCACCAUCACCAUGACGACUGUGGGGUAUGGAGACAUCUACCCCAAGACUCUCCUGGGGAAAAUUGUAGGGGGGCUCUGCUGUAUCGCCGGGGUCCUGGUGAUUGCUCUUCCCAUCCCCAUCAUCGUCAACAACUUCUCCGAGUUCUACAAGGAGCAAAAGAGGCAGGAGAAAGCGAUCAAGCGCAGAGAGGCUCUGGAGAGAGCCAAGAGGAACGGCAGCAUCGUAUCCAUGAACAUGAAGGACGCUUUCGCCCGCAGCGUCGAGAUGAUGGACAUCGUGGUGGAGAAGAAUGGGGAGAAUCUGGCGAAGAAGGAUAAAGUACAAGAUAACCACUUGUCUCCCAACAAGUGGAAGUGGACAAAGAGGACCCUGUCCGAAACCAGCUCAAGUAAGUCCUUUGAGACCAAGGAGCAGGGGUCCCCUGAGAAAGCCAGAUCCUCGUCGAGUCCCCAGCACCUGAACGUGCAGCAGCUGGAAGACAUGUACAACAAGAUGGCCAAGACCCAGUCGCAGCCCAUCCUCAACACCAAGGAGGCAGCGGCACAGAGCAAGCCAAAGGAAGAACUGGAAAUGGAGAGCAUCCCGAGCCCCGUGGCCCCUCUGCCCACUCGCACCGAGGGGGUCAUCGACAUGCGGAGUAUGUCGAGCAUCGACAGCUUCAUCAGCUGUGCCACGGACUUCCCUGAAGCCACCAGGUUCUCCCACAGCCCCCUGGCUUCCCUCCCCACCAAGGCUGGGGACGGCGUGGCCCCAGAGCUGGGCUGGCGGGGAGCCCUGGGCGCCAGUGGGGGCCGGCUCGUGGAGGCCAACCCCACCCCGGAUGCCAGCCAUGGCUCCGGUUUCUUCAUCGAGAGCCCCAAGAGUUCCAUGAAAACCAACAACCCCUUGAAGCUCCGAGCACUCAAAGUCAACUUUAUGGCUGGCGAGCCCGGUCCACUCCUCCCCGUUCUGGGGAUGUACCAUGACCCUCUGAGGACCCGGGGGGGUGCUGCGGCUGCUGUCGCCGGCCUGGAGUGCGCCACACUCUUGGACAAGCCUGUGCUGAGCCCAGAGUCCUCCAUCUACACCACAGCGAGUGCGAGGACACCCCCCCGGUCGCCCGAGAAGCCCACAGCAAUAGCAUUCAACUUCGAGGCAGGCGUCCACCAGUACAUUGAUGCUGACACAGAUGACGAGGGCCAGCUGCUCUACAGUGUAGACUCCAGCCCUCCCAAGAGCCUCCACGGGAGCGCCAGUCCCAAGUGCAGCGUCGGGGCGAGGUCAGAAAAGAACCACUUUGAAAGCGCCCCCUUACCCACCUCCCCGAAAUUCUUAAGGCAGAACUGUAUUUACUCCACGGAAGGGUUGACUGGAAAAAGCCUCAGCGGCCAGGAAAAGUGCAAACUCGGGAACCACAUCUCCCCCGACAUCCGCGUGUUGCCAGGGGGAGGAGCUCACGGGAGCACUCGGGAUCAGAGCAUCUGA